AUGCCUGUCACUGCUGCUCGCUACGGAAAGGACAAUGUCCGCGUCUACAAGGUCCACCGUGAUGAAAAGACCGGUGUCCAGACGGUGGUGGAGAUGACCGUCUGCGUGCUGCUGGAGGGCGAGAUCGAGACAUCCUACACCAAGGCCGACAACAGCGUCAUUGUCGCGACCGACUCGAUCAAGAACACCAUCUACAUCACCGCCAAGCAGAACCCCGUCACUCCCCCCGAGCUGUUCGGCUCCAUCCUGGGCUCUCACUUCAUCCAGAAAUAUAAGCACAUCCACGCCGCGCACGUCAACAUCGUCACCCACCGCUGGUCGCGCAUGAACAUCGACGGCAAGCCCCACCCGCACUCCUUUGUCCGCGACAGCGAGGAGACCCGCAACGUUCAGGUGGAUGUGGCCCGCACCACCGGCAUCGACAUCCGGUCCUCCAUCUCCAAGCUCACCGUGCUCAAGAGCACCGGCUCGCAGUUCUGGGGUUUCCUCCGCGACGAGUACACCACCCUCAAGGAGACCUGGGACCGUAUCCUGAGCACCGAUGUCGACGCCACCUGGCAGUGGAAGCGCUUCAGCGGCCUCGACGAGGUCCGCGCCAACAUCCCCAAGUUCGACGCCGCUUGGGUUGCGGCCCGCGAUAUCACCCUCAAGACCUUCGCUGAGGACAACAGCGCCAGUGUGCAGGCGACCAUGUACAAGAUGUCCGAGCAGAUCCUGGCCGUCGAGCCUCUGAUCGAGACCGUCGAGUACUCGCUGCCCAACAAGCACUAUUUCGAAGUUGACCUGAGCUGGCACAAGGGCCUCAAGAACACCGGCAAGGAUGCCGAGGUGUUCGCCCCCCAGACAAACCCCAACGGCUUGAUCAAGUGCACUGUUGGCCGCACAUCCAAGCCCAGACUGUGA
Messenger RNA from Aspergillus clavatus NRRL 1, 903 nucleotides. Its product is annotated as urate oxidase. NCBI's taxonomy places the organism in Eukaryota, Fungi, Ascomycota, Eurotiomycetes, Eurotiales, Aspergillaceae. Gene Ontology annotation, cellular component: peroxisome. The transcript has 3 exons. Bases 1 to 903 code for a protein of 300 amino acids. Gene Ontology annotation, biological process: urate catabolic process; purine nucleobase catabolic process. The record is from RefSeq and is a predicted model, not a curated record. Gene Ontology annotation, molecular function: urate oxidase activity.